Messenger RNA from Anopheles coustani, 898 nucleotides. RefSeq names its product FAD synthase (gene Flad2). Gene Ontology annotation, molecular function: FMN adenylyltransferase activity. NCBI's taxonomy places the organism in Eukaryota, Metazoa, Arthropoda, Insecta, Diptera, Culicidae. The record is from RefSeq and is a predicted model, not a curated record. Gene Ontology annotation, biological process: FAD biosynthetic process. The transcript has 4 exons. Bases 110 to 736 code for a protein of 208 amino acids.
AAUGACAGCAGUGGCAAUGCUACUCUGUGAUUAGAAACAAACGCGCCGGCUGGUCGGUGUAGUUAAACAUAAGUAAAACAAUUAGUUGGUUUAGGUUUCGUAGUUAAAAAUGAGUAAAUUAAAAGAUUCCCUGAGGAUAAUCCAGCAGGCGCUGAGUACCUACAAGCCCCAGGAAAUGUUCCUUUCGUUCAACGGCGGCAAGGAUUGUACGGUGUUGCUUGAUCUUAUCCACAAUUCCAUGCCGAAGGAUGCGAAAGGGAUCAAAUAUAUCUAUGUCCGUCCCUUGAACCCUUUCAGUGAGAUCGAGGAGUUUGUGGAACUGUGCAGGGAACACUAUGGCAUCACGAUAGCGACCGUUACUGGCGGUAUAAAAUCGGCCCUGGAGGUCAUUUGCAAGGAGGACAAGCAGCUCAAGGCAUGUAUCAUGGGUUCCCGAAGAUCGGAUCCGUACUGUGCACUGCUAGAACCAUUUAAGGAAACGGAUCCCGGAUGGCCGGAGCUAAUGCGCAUAAAUCCAUUGCUAGAAUGGACGUGUGACGAUAUAUGGGCGUACAUUCGAGAGCACAAUGUACCGUACUGUACAUUGUACGAUAGAGGAUACACAUCGAUAGGUGACAAAACGAAUACGGUUCCCAAUCCUCAUCUUAAAGUUGACAAUAACGACGAAGAAGCGACUUACCUUCCAGCAUAUGCAUUAAAGGAUGGCGAUAAAUACGAAAGGGCGGGCAGGUUAUAGCUUUACGUUGUCAAUUUCUCAUCUUAUUUAAACCCGUUUUAUUUGUGUUUUCUAAAUUGUACUAAAGGUGAUUCAAAGAAUGCCGAUACCAAUCGUACCUUAAAAGAUUUUCGUUUAAUAUAUAAAAAUAUGCGUUGACCACAAGGAACGGCAUAACUAAGA